GGUCCCUUGAAACCAGUUCCUAUAAACAUCAAAACCACUACAAUCACCGACUUCCAACCAGACGUUUGUAAAGACUUCCUACAAACGGGGUAUUGUGGGUAUGGGGACACCUGCAAGUUCCUUCAUAUACGUGAGGAACUGAAACAACGGGCCCCUGUGGAAAAAGAAUGGGAAACCGUUAAAACAAAGACGGAUAAGAAGGACCUGGACAAAUUGCCUUAUAGGUGUGUUUUAUGUAAAGAAGAUUAUAAGAAACCGGUGAAGACGAUCUGUGGACAUAUUUUUUGUAAAGAAUGUUUUAUGAAACGCUUGAAAUUGCAGAAAAAGGCAAAAUGCUUUAUUUGCAACAAGGAUACCAACGGGACCAUUCAACCAAUCUCCCAAAAUCAACUACAGAAACUAAUU
Messenger RNA from Hyphopichia burtonii NRRL Y-1933, 405 nucleotides. Its product is annotated as U2-type spliceosomal complex subunit. The transcript has a single exon. The annotation marks the transcript as partial. Gene Ontology annotation, cellular component: U2-type spliceosomal complex. NCBI's taxonomy places the organism in Eukaryota, Fungi, Ascomycota, Pichiomycetes, Serinales, Debaryomycetaceae. Gene Ontology annotation, molecular function: metal ion binding. Gene Ontology annotation, biological process: snoRNA splicing. The record is from RefSeq and is a predicted model, not a curated record.